AUGACGGGAUCUUUACAGUCCACCACCGAUGUGGUCAUUAUCGGAGCAGGGCCAUCAGGACUCAUGGCAGCCUUGUGGAUGGCGCGGUGCGGUGUGAAGACUCGCAUCAUUGAUGCCCGCGCCACAAAAGUGUUCAGAGGCCAUGCCGAUGGAAUGCAGACGGGAACACUGGAAAUCCUGGAUUCGUUUGGAAUUGUAGACGAUCUCUACAAAAAGGCCGCUCCGUCGGUGGAAAUGACAGUUUGGGCCGGUACCAAGGAUGUACCGUUGAAGCGUGUGGCUCGGUUUCCGAAAUGGUCCCCAGACCUCGGUAACACGGAACGCGCUUUGUUGGACGGCAUGAAAGCUCUCGGUGGACUCGAAGUCGAACGGGGCGUGCUGGCCACAGCUAUCAAUAUUGACGAGGAGGGCAUACAUGACCCAAAGGCGCACGCUAUCAAGUUGACGCCAUAUUUGAAGCGCGGGGUUACAGGUAAAGAAGGAAGGACAGAAGUGAUUCAUGCCAGGUUCGUCAUCGGGGCCGAUGGAAGCCGAAGCUGGACGCGCAGCGCGUUGGGAUUCGACUUUUGCGGAGAUGACCGCGAAGAGGAUGUUGGGGGGAUUUUAGAUUGCAUUGCGACGUCGAACUUUCCUGAUAUCCGGAUCCAAUCGAUGAUUGUGAAGGACGGGCGUGGGGCGGGUUUUGUGCCACGGGAGGAUGGGUUGCUACGCAUUGCAGCCCCAGUUCCUAGCAGGUCCGAAGCGACUCCGGAAGCCAUCCUCAGAUCACUGAGAGAAAUACUUGCGCCGUAUGAGAUUGAAGUGACUCAGAUUGAUUGGUGUGGAGUAUUUGGGACCAGGCGUCGUGUCUCAAGCUCAUCUUCCAAGCACUCGCGUGUGUUUCUCGUUGGAGACGCAUUGCAUGUCCAUUCUCCCAGAGCAGGGAUCGGCAUGAACUUCAGUAUACAAGACGCAUACAACCUGGGGUGGAAACUUGCGCACGUUGUGAAGGGAAUCUCUCCCCUUACUAUUCUGAGGACGUAUGACGAAGAGCGGGGAUUAACGACGAAUCAACUCAUCGCUUUUGAUAGAGCCUUGUCGGACGAGUCGCCCAUCGGUGCGAACUUUUCAGCUCGCGGAACAUAUCAGCAGCUUCGGGACAAUCUUCCAUUUUCAAGCACUACGGCAAUCGAGUACGAGGCUGGCUUGCUUGUGGCUAAAAACGGGGGCUGGGUUGUUUCUAAGCAACAUUUGGCGCCCGGCAUGCCUAUAGGCAGGCGUCUAUCCUCGCAGACGGUGGAAAGACAUGCGAAUGGAGAAUCAGUUGACUUUGGAAAAUCAUUCCCUAGUGACGGUCGGUACCGGAUUGUCAUCUUUGCGGGCAUGAUAUCGCAACCGGAGCAGCUACGCCGUCUGGAACACGUCGGUCAGGUGCUAGAGCUCCCUGAGGCAUUUGCCCGACGUCUGGGUGAUCGUGAAAUCUCACCCCAGGAUGUAUUCGAGAUUCUGGUCGUCCAUAGCGCGAGCAGGGAUGAUGUCGAGAUGGCUGACUUGCCCCCGUCCCUCUUUAAGAAUGGCGAUCCCUUUGGUCAGGUCUUCGUGGAUAAUAAUCAAUCGAGGUCAUGGACCUUGAGCGAAGCAUACAGCGGAUAUGGGAUAAGUAAAGACAAGGGAUGUAUUGUCCUCAUUCGCCCUGACAGGCACGUCAUGUAUAUUGGCGAGUUGGAGGAUGUUACCGAGAUGAUCAAACUGUUGACCUCCGUUAUACUUUGA
Aspergillus pseudotamarii is the source of this 1752-nucleotide messenger RNA. Its product is annotated as FAD binding domain-containing protein. The transcript has 7 exons. The record is from RefSeq and is a predicted model, not a curated record. Bases 1 to 1752 code for a protein of 583 amino acids. Lineage: Eukaryota; Fungi; Ascomycota; Eurotiomycetes; Eurotiales; Aspergillaceae. Gene Ontology annotation, molecular function: FAD binding.